AUGGCAGCCAUUAACAUUACCAAAAACGCUAUGCUCAAUCUCUCAAAAGCCUUCUUCCCUCGGUCCCCUUCUCUCUUCCCCAAUUCAAGGCGUAAAGUCUCGCGAGUUUGCUUCACUACCUCUGCCUCCAAAUAUAACGAGGGACGGCAUGCAGCGGAAGAGGAUAGAGACCGGGCGGAAGAUUACGCUGAGAGUGCGAAAGAAACUGCGAAUGAAACCAUUGACAAAACCAAAGAGCGAGCGGAGAAGGAGAAGGAGCGCUCUAAGGAAAUGAAAGAGAAGGCAAAAGGAAGUGCAGAGGAAAAGAAGGAGAAGGCGAAGGGCUAUGCGCAUGAGACAACGGAAAGUGCCAAAGACAUGGCACAGUCUGCGGCUGAGAAGGCUAAAGAAGGGACGUAUAAGGCAGCAGAGACGGCUGAGGGAACUAAAGAAAGAGCGAAAGUUUAUGCAUAUGACGCAAAGGAGAAGGCUAAAGAAGGGACAGAGAAAGCGGCGGAUGCUGCACAUGAUGCGAAAGAGAAGGCAACAGAUUAUGCGGGAGCGGCAGGGGAUAUGGCGAAGGAUGGGACUGUUAAGGUGGUUGAGACGGUGGAGAGUGUGGGAGAGAAGGCGAAACAGACAGUGAAGGGAGCUUUGGAUGCUGCUAAGGGAACUACACAGAAGAUAAAAGAGACUAUGGUGGGGAAAGAUGAUGAUGAUGAUGAUGAUGAUUACAAGAGGGAGAAGAGGAUGGAUGAGGAUGUUCUGGAGUACAGGAGAAGUGCUGCUUCUGGAGAGAGUGACGAUGAUGCGAAUAAGAAGAAGAAACAUUGA
This is a messenger RNA of Dovyalis caffra, 813 nucleotides long. Lineage: Eukaryota; Viridiplantae; Streptophyta; Magnoliopsida; Malpighiales; Salicaceae. The record is from the annotation of a GenBank genome assembly.